Molecule: messenger RNA, 1167 nt
Organism: Fusarium coffeatum
Lineage: Eukaryota; Fungi; Ascomycota; Sordariomycetes; Hypocreales; Nectriaceae
Exons: 3
Coding region: 1-1167 (388 amino acids)
Source: RefSeq, a predicted model, not a curated record
AUGGAGCUCACCUCCAGGACCAAGCUAUAUUUCUUCUCCUCUGUCCACGAUUUUCUUCUCCCAACCUUCUCCCACAUCACACUUCUCUUCAUCUUUCUCCCCACAGACAUCAUCAUCAAGCAGCAACUCCUGCUUCGAAUCAAGCUUCUACAUCAAGCAAGAGACUCCCGAAUCUACAACAAGCCCUUCUAUCAAGCAAGAAAGUCCGGCACCACUCCUCCCAAGCUCCACUGGUCGUUCCUGUUACGAAGCGACAAAAUGGCCCCAUACAUGUUUGAGGAUCCAUUCCAGGCCGGCAUCAACCCCUACAUGGGUGCGGGUUUUGACGCUUCCCUCCUGGGAAACAUCUCUCUACCCUAUGGAAACGCCCACUAUGUCCCUAAUGGGAUCACCUAUCUUGCCGACAGCCUUUCCUACGACGUACCUAUGGGCGUCAGUCAACCCUGGGGCGUCGCCGACUCCCUUCCUGCCGGUGCCACCUACGGCUUCCCUACUGGCAUGAACCAAUUCCCCAAUGCCGUCAACUAUAUUCCCAACGUCGGCAAGAAUGUCCUCCCUGGCCGCGUUCAGGAGCCUGUCUGGGCUCAGAACUCCGAGCCAGCUCAGCCUGCCGGUGUCGAUGCUAUCGUCAAGAAUCGCGAGGCCUGCUUGCCCGAGGAGGCGCUCAAGGCUGCAGCUACCAUUCGAGAGAAGUAUCCGCAGGUACCAAAGGAGGUGUACGCUUCCUUCCUGAUCCCACCGCCCAAGGGCGAUAGGGUUGCCAGAAACGAGUAUGCAGACCGAAUGAGGGAGUAUAAGAUACCGCAUGGCCUGAUCAUCAAGCUCGGGCAAAUGGACUGUGCUGAAGCAACUCUCCGGGGGGGCCUCCGUAACAAGAGGCUCCCGGCCAAACAACGACCUCGCAGCAGCGACGAUAUCUGGAAUGACCAAUAUGUCGUUGCUCUGCUCUUGGCUGUUGACGAUGUGCAGAGGCGUAUGGGUAUUCCCAGGUGCAGCACCCAUGGCAUCGCCUGGGAAGAAGUCACAGAUGGAAUGCACAAGAUAAUGGGACCGAAGAGCUUCAAGUUUUCCUCAAUUGCAGUGUCCCGUCGCUACAAGUGCCAAGAUCCUUUUGAGGGUGAUGUAGAGAAGAAGAACAAGAAAAAGGCUAUGAAGAAGAAGGACUGA